GCUGCCCCGUCCCGUCCCGUCGGGUGUCGGUGUGGUGAUGGAGGAGCUGUACGCCCGCAUCGAGGCCCUGGAGCGGCGGCUGGAGCGGGCAGAGGCUGCGCUGAGGGACAGGGAAGCCUGGGGGCCGCGGUUGCCCUCGCUGCCGGUGACUUUCAGGGAUGUCUUUGUGGAGUUCAGCAGGGACGAGUGGGCCCUCCUGGAUGAUGAGCAGAAGGAGCUGCAUCGGAGCGUGAUGCAGAGCAACUGUGAAAUGCUGGUGUCCCUGUACUGUGACCUAGCCAAGCCUGAAGUCUUAUUGCAGAUGGAAAGAGGAGAGCCAUGUGAACCGGCAGAGCCAGGCCUGGAGGGCACGGCGGUGUCCCUGAAGCCAGCUGCAGAAACAGACGGUCCUGGCUGUGCGAGCGGUGAAGCCCUGCUGCAGGUGGACACAGAGCAGUCUUCUACAGGGAGAUGCAGGAACCUGGAGGACAGCAGGAGCCCUUCGGAUGCAUCUGACAGUAGUGCACACGAGUGUCUGGCGAGUCCACCGAAGCGAGGGACCCUGAGCCCUGGCUGUGCCUCACCUGAGGUCGUAAUCCCCACCUCUGCCCUUGUAGCACACGUUCCUCAGGAAGCCAUAGGAGCUCCAGCAGAUCUCAGCCACCUGGCUACCUCCCCUCCCUGCCCCAUCCCCACGUGCUGCCAGGAAGUGCUGACCCUGAGCCUGCCUCCAUCUCUUCCUCCUGCAGCAGCAGGUGCUGAGGUGGGGAUCCCAGGAGAGGUCCUGCAGGAGCGGAUCGGUGCUGAGGAGGGUCUGCAAAAGGAGGACUUGAAAGGUGCAGGGAACAGUGGCCAGUGUGUGGCAGCAGAUGCUCCUGAAGAGCCGAGUAAGGAGGAGAUGCCAGACCUUUGCCAAACAGCAGCGCACGUGGAGCCCAGCAGCUCGGCUGAUCUGCUGGCAAAGCCAGAGGAGAGCGUGGGCAGAACCGCUGCCUGCCAGCGAAACUCCUCCCGAGAGAAGUUCUACAGGUGCGUGGUGUGCGGGAAGAACUUCCUGCUCAAGAUCAACCUCAUCAUCCACCAGAAGAGCCACAGCAACUGGGUGCCGUACGUCUGCAUCGAAUGCAACCAGACCUUCAUGUCCAAAAAGAAAAUCCGGCGUCACCUGCGGAUCCGGGCGGCCACCGGGUUCUGCCCAUCCUCCGACACCGAGGGGGGCUCCAGCCUGGCGCCCUGCAGGGCCGCCCAGCCCCACACCCAGGGCAGCAGCACCAGGGAGCAGUGGGAGAAGUCCAACCCCAGCCGGUUCCCACUGUCUCCUCACAAAAUUACGUAUACGUGUACUGAAUGCAUGGAGAACUUCUCCAGCCAGAACUUUCUGGCGCUGCACCAGAGGACACACGCUGACCGGCAUCACUUCACCCUGUGUCUCUGCUGCAAUAGGAGCUUUGUCUGGGCCUCUGAAUUCGUCCACCACAGCCAGAGCGACGCGGGCAGGAAGCGCUACUGGUGCAACGAGUGCCAGAAAGCCUACAAGCAGCUCCACUGCUCCUGAGGACACCAGAAGACCGACAUGAGAAGGGAGAGCCUGCAUGAGUGUAGCAGCAAACUGCCUCCGUACUCUGAGCCUGUGUAGGGGAGGGGGAGAGGAGGGCGAGGGGGCACUUCUGAAGAUGGGGCUGCUGCUGGCCCUUCUCUCUUCAUCCUCGACCGUGGGCUCUGGGCAUUGUGGCUGGAUCAUCCCACCCUGCCCAGCGCCCAUGGCUGCGUGCUCCUCUUCCUGAAGGUGGGAGGAGCGGCUGUGAGGAGCUGCUUUGGGGCUCUGGCUGUGGGAAUUGGGUUCCUCCCCACAGCUGCAUGUAGCUCUGCUGUGCUGCUGCUGGGAAACCUCCAGCUUUGUCGCCUUUGUACGGGCACCCUCCAGCACAUCCGUGUCCCACAUCCGUGUCCCGCUGCAGCACCCCAUGUCUGUGCCCUUCAUGGAGCUCCUGCGGGUCCUUGCUGCUGCCCUGAGGUCUACCCCUGCCUGGCUGCCAAGCCGGGGGCAUUUCAGAGUUGUGACGGGAAGAAUUCGAGGGUAAAAUGGUGGAACUGGAGGGAGUGCUGCGUGUGGGGUGGGCACUGCUGGUGGGCAGCGAGGGAACGAGAGUGGGUUGUGUUGGAAAAUAACGCGUGUUGGAAAAUGACGUGAGGAGGGGUUCCCUGUGCCUGUAUGAUGGGGGCCGUGCUGUGGGGCAGGCUGGUUAAUGGGUUAAUUAAACCAGUCCUGGGAA
Lagopus leucura (white-tailed ptarmigan) is the source of this 2252-nucleotide messenger RNA. RefSeq names its product zinc finger protein 282-like. The transcript has 5 exons. Gene Ontology annotation, molecular function: DNA-binding transcription repressor activity, RNA polymerase II-specific. Bases 38 to 1534 code for a protein of 498 amino acids. The record is from RefSeq and is a predicted model, not a curated record. Gene Ontology annotation, biological process: negative regulation of transcription by RNA polymerase II. NCBI's taxonomy places the organism in Eukaryota, Metazoa, Chordata, Aves, Galliformes, Phasianidae.